AUGGAGGGCAAACAGACUGGGAGAGUGAAACACUUUGUGCUAGUCCAUGGGGCUUGCCAUGGAGCUUGGUGCUGGUACAGAGUGGCCACCGUCCUCGAGUCCUCGGGCCACAAGGUCACUGCCUUGGACAUGGCCGCUUCAGGGGUCCAUCCGAAGCAAGCUAAAGAGUUGAAUUCGAUACUGGAAUAUGUCGAGCCUCUCUUUGAAUUCUUGGAGGGUCUUCCUCGUGAGGAGAAGGUGAUUUUGGUAGGGCAUAGCAUGGGCGGGCUUGUCCUGUCAAUGGCCAUGGAGAGAUUUCCUGAGAAAGUAGCUGUUGCUGUUUUUGCUGCUGCCUUCAUGCCUGGUCCUGAGCUCAGUUUCCGAUCCAUCGGUGAAGAGCAUGCUCGCAGGUUGGAAUAUCGCAUGGACUCGGCAUAUGCUUUCGAUGAUGGCCGUGAACAGCCUCCCACUUCCUUGCUAUUUGGUUAUGAUUUACUCUCUUCCAAGAUGUAUCAACUCUCCCCACCUGAGGAUUUGACUUUGGCGUCCUACUUAGUGAGGCCACUUCGCAUGUACCCUGACCAAGCCAAGAUGGAGGAGAUGGUAGCAGUCACGAAGGGCAAAUACGGCACCGUCCGCCGUGUUUACAUCGUGUGCGACCAAGACCUCAUCUUAACUGAAGACCUGCAGAGAUGGAUGGUGGAGAUGAACCCGCCAGAUGAAGUGAAGGUGAUCUCUGCAUCAGAUCACAUGGUCAUGUUCUCUAAGCCACUGGAGCUUUGUGACGCUCUUGGAGAGAUUGCCGAGUGUCAUUACUCUUGAGAUUUGUGGCCAUGAAAUAGAGUUGGGUUUGGU
Messenger RNA from Rhodamnia argentea, 834 nucleotides. RefSeq names its product methyl jasmonate esterase 1-like. The record is from RefSeq and is a predicted model, not a curated record. Lineage: Eukaryota; Viridiplantae; Streptophyta; Magnoliopsida; Myrtales; Myrtaceae. The transcript has 5 exons. Gene Ontology annotation, molecular function: methyl jasmonate esterase activity; methyl salicylate esterase activity; methyl indole-3-acetate esterase activity. Bases 1 to 801 code for a protein of 266 amino acids. Gene Ontology annotation, biological process: jasmonic acid metabolic process; salicylic acid metabolic process.